UUCACUUUACACCUAAUAUUUCUUUUAAAGAGGUGAAAUGUCUGGUCGCGGCAAGCAGGGAGGCAAGGCUCGCGCCAAGGCCAAGACCCGCUCCUCCCGGGCCGGCCUGCAGUUCCCCGUGGGCCGCGUGCACCGUCUGUUGCGCAAGGGAAACUACUCGGAGCGCGUGGGCGCCGGCGCCCCGGUGUACCUGGCGGCCGUACUGGAGUACCUGACGGCCGAAAUCCUGGAGCUGGCGGGCAAUGCGGCGAGGGACAACAAGAAGACGCGCAUCAUCCCGCGCCACCUGCAGCUGGCCAUCCGCAACGAUGAGGAGCUCAACAAGCUGUUGGGCCGCGUGACCAUCGCGCAGGGCGGCGUUCUGCCCAACAUCCAGGCUGUGCUGCUGCCCAAGAAGACCGAGAGCCACCACAAGCCUAAGGGAAAGUAAACCAGUGAGCGAAGCGUUUUUAUCUUUUGAAAGACCAAAGGCUCUUUUCAGAGCCAUCA
Molecule: messenger RNA, 489 nt
Organism: Rattus norvegicus (Norway rat)
Lineage: Eukaryota; Metazoa; Chordata; Mammalia; Rodentia; Muridae
Gene: H2ac10
Product: H2A clustered histone 10
Exons: 1
Coding region: 38-430 (130 amino acids)
Cellular component (GO): nucleosome; chromosome; nucleus
Molecular function (GO): structural constituent of chromatin; protein heterodimerization activity; DNA binding
Source: RefSeq, marked provisional